Messenger RNA from Chroicocephalus ridibundus (black-headed gull), 6979 nucleotides. It is a transcript of the gene TFAP2B, whose product is annotated as transcription factor AP-2 beta. Lineage: Eukaryota; Metazoa; Chordata; Aves; Charadriiformes; Laridae. Gene Ontology annotation, cellular component: nucleus. Gene Ontology annotation, molecular function: DNA-binding transcription factor activity, RNA polymerase II-specific; RNA polymerase II transcription regulatory region sequence-specific DNA binding. The coding region runs from base 99 to 1508 and encodes 469 amino acids. The record is from RefSeq and is a predicted model, not a curated record. The transcript has 8 exons. Gene Ontology annotation, biological process: regulation of cell population proliferation; regulation of transcription by RNA polymerase II; anatomical structure development.
GGAACGUCGGAUUUGGUGUCUGUCCCCCAUUUCCAAUUAUAGAUGGAUCAUUACAGACAGAGAAGUACUGAGAAUCCAGACAUCUGCUCUUCACAUGAAUGCACUCACCUCCUAGAGAACAGCCUGCCAUCAUGCUCUGGAAACUGGUUGAAAAUGUCAAGUAUGAAGAUAUCUAUGAGAUGUUAGUCCACACCUAUUCCGCCAUGGACCGGCAUGAUGGAGUGCCCAGCCACAGUUCCAGGCUGUCCCAGCUGGGAUCCGUCUCCCAGGGACCCUACUCCAGCGCUCCUCCACUCUCUCACACCCCAUCCUCGGAUUUCCAGCCGCCUUAUUUCCCACCCCCCUACCAGCCUCUUCCUUACCACCAAAGCCAGGACCCUUACUCCCAUGUCAAUGACCCCUACUCCCUAAACCCCUUGCAUCAACCCCAGCAGCACCCCUGGGGACAGAGGCAGAGGCAAGAGGUGGGAUCAGAAACCGGGUCACUGCUGCCACAGCCUCGGGCCGCCCUGCCCCAGCUCUCGGGACUGGACCCCAGGCGGGACUACCACUCAGUAAGGAGGCCAGAUGUCCUUCUGCACUCAGCUCACCAUGGCCUUGACUCCGGCAUGGGGGACAGCCUUUCUCUGCAUGGCAUCGGACACCCAGGGAUGGAGGAGGUCCAGUCAGUUGAAGAUGCCAAUAACAGCGGUAUGAACUUAUUGGACCAGUCUGUCAUUAAAAAAGUUCCGGUUCCUCCAAAAUCUGUUACUUCUUUGAUGAUGAAUAAAGAUGGCUUCCUGGGUGGAAUUUCAGUCAAUACCGGAGAGGUGUUUUGCUCUGUACCUGGCCGCUUGUCUUUGCUUAGUUCAACUUCAAAGUAUAAAGUAACUGUGGGAGAAGUUCAAAGGCGCCUUUCUCCUCCAGAGUGUCUGAAUGCAUCCCUCCUAGGAGGAGUACUUAGAAGAGCCAAAUCGAAAAACGGGGGGAGAUCUUUGCGAGAAAGGCUAGAAAAAAUCGGUUUGAAUUUACCAGCCGGCAGGCGUAAGGCCGCAAAUGUCACUUUACUCACGUCCCUGGUGGAAGGUGAGGCCGUUCAUUUAGCUCGGGAUUUUGGGUACAUCUGCGAAACGGAAUUCCCAGCCAAAGCUGUUUCUGAGUACCUGAACAGACAGCACACGGACCCCAGCGACCUCCACUCCAGGAAAAACAUGCUGCUUGCUACAAAGCAACUUUGUAAAGAAUUUACAGAUCUCUUGGCCCAGGACAGGACGCCCAUUGGAAACAGCCGGCCCACCCCUAUUUUGGAACCGGGCAUUCAGAGCUGCUUGACUCACUUCAGCCUCAUCACCCACGGCUUUGGGGCCCCCGCUAUCUGUGCUGCCCUCACGGCCCUUCAAAACUACCUGACUGAAGCUCUCAAAGGCAUGGACAAGAUGUUCUUGAACAACAACACUGCUAACAGGCACACAUCUGGCGAAGGACCAGGUAGUAAAACUGGAGACAAGGAAGAGAAACACAGAAAAUGAGAGAGAGAGAGAGGGAGAAAAAAAAAAGGAAAGGAAAAGAAAAAAGUUAAAUAAAUAAAAGGAGAAAAGAGAGAGAGAUAAUCUUUUAAAACAAAACCGUCUUAAUGUUAGCUUUAAAAAUAUUGGAUUGGGCUUUGGAAGAAUUCUAUUAGGUAGGAAAAAAUAAUAAUAAUAAUAAAAAUAAUAAUAAUAAUAAAAGAAAGACAAUAAUUUAAGAUCAGAGGAGCACAAUGGCGCAAGACCAGUGGUUCAGAGUCUCUUGCCAGGAACAUGUGAAGACAACCACCAGGAUUUUUUUCCCACUUCUGUUCUUUCACAUUUUUUAAAUAAUGAUUGGGGGGGAGGGGAAUAUAAUAAUAAUUAAUAAUAAUAAUAAAAGAAAGAAAUGAAUAACUUAUUGGAAGAAAUUGGAGAAACAUUUUUGGUGUCAGUGCUUUGAUUUCUUGAGCUGCACGGUCUGUCUUGCUAUUGUUUUUAUUUUAUUCUUUUUUUUUUUUUUUUUGAACGACGUCCUGUCUCCACCCUAGUUAAAACGAUCUUCCAGAGCGCUCCUUUCUGAGCAACCUCAUCGCCUCAUCUUCCCAUCCCGACUCUUCCCAUCCCAUCUCAACCCCCUGGUUCUGUCUAGACUAGGAAAGGAGGGGAAGCGAGCGCACACCUCUCACGAAGCCACCAACACCAGUCAGUUGGAGCUGCGUUUAUGGCAGCGGUUUAACAUUAGAUGCCAUUAGAGGGGACGUUUCAAGUCGUCGUAUCUCAGUCAAAUUAGCUAACUCUAUUUUUUAAGAACUUUUUUUGUUUUUUUUUCCUGGUCUAGACAGACUCUCUGUUUAGAUUACCAGCGUUUACAGGUGUGUAUGGGCGUGUGUGUGCGUAUGUGUGUGCAUAUGCGUAUGCACACACAUAACUUGACAGGGGUGCGUGUGUAUCCUGUGUAUGUUUGUAUAUAUAUGUAUAUAUAUGAAUAUAUACAUAUAUAUAUUUUUAAUAUGUGUGUGUAGCCACACAUAUUCAUGCAUGCAAACAUACCUUUGUAAUUUAGUACUUGCCUUUGACGGUAAAAUGCCUUGUCUAUAAUGGGUUGCAAAAUUUGAAAGUAAGGUCUGGUGAAACGUCAGCGCUAUCUGAUUUCUUAAUUUUCUGAGAUCUCCUCUUUUUCUCUAGGGAGUUUUAUAUUCCUAACUAUGCCAAUGUUUCAGUCCUUAAUUUCCUUGAGUAGUGUGUGUGAGAGAUAUCUUCCCCCAUUUUUAAAGAACUGUUAACAACAACAAAAAAAAAUGAGUGAUAUGAGUAUGUAAUUCUUUCUCAGGAGUAUGCACUAUUUUAUUUUCUUCUGUUUCCUAAAGCUUUGCCCGCUUGGCUUAUGAGCUUCUUCAAAGAGGACUAGAGAUCCCUACACAAUAUAUCAGGUACAGAGAAAAAAAAUCCACAAUUCUGAUAUUCUGAUACUUCUUUCUUUUUUUUUUUUUUGCUUUUUCAAAUCAAAGCCAGUUGUUUCUGAAUUCUGUAGGUGCACUUCUUUAAAGAAGCUCAAAGGGAAUAAUUUGAAUGAGAUAAAAAAAAAAUAUCUAAGUUGAAAUCAAGGUGUAAUAUCACAAGGAAAAUAAGAGCUGUGUUGAAUGUUACCGCGCUUGCUUGGCACAAGGGUUUUGUACCCAGGGAGGAAAGGGUUGCCAUGUGAGCUGGCUCCUCGUGAUGGGAGUGGGGAGGGUUUGCCAGGGAAUAUCCUGAUUUCUGAGCUCAGUCUGAGGAAAUCUGUUUGUCUCAGAAAGCUUUUUUUUUUUCUUUUUUUUUAAAAAAAAAAAAGUCUUGUGACUCUUGCUUUAGAACAAGUUGGUGUGGUAGGGGGAAAAAACUUUCUUAACUCCAAUGUUUUUCUCGGUGGUUUGGUGUGUGACAGGAUGUCUUAUGCAUAUGAUUUGGGGGGUGGUGGUGGAGGGGGAGUCUGAUUUCUUUCCUUUUUCUUUUUUUUUUUAACAUACAUUUAUUUGUCUUCGAUGGUAAAAAUAAUGCUGAAGUGUAAGGAUAUGAAUUUCUGUUUGGAUUCUGCCGUAUUGGGUAAUUGCAUGUGUUUCUCACUGGGGUAGGGUUCGCGCACUAACACAUCUUUUUGCUUGUGUCAGAACAGUUACUGGGUGUGGGUAAAUCUCCUGGAGUCACUGGCAAAACUCCAGUGGGGUCAGGCCCCCCCACCCCAGGAUCCCUGUUAAAGCUGCAACACUCAAUCCCACCCAAGCAGGCACUCCUGAACUCGAAACAAGGAGAGAGAGACAAAAGAGAAACCUUAGUCUUGUUUUAGUUUCUAGACACCUUCCAAAGUGGAUGGUGGAGGAGAAGUAAUGCAGCAAUAAUCUCCACAUCCCCCACCAAAUUUUUCUUAAAACAAAAAAAGCAACCGAGCCUCUUGACUGUCACCCUUAGUGUCCUUAAACUACUUGAGAAAUGGCUACAGCUGAGGCCCUGCUCUGCUUUUCAAAUCUUUGUGCAGCAAGAGAAGGUCUUGGCUCUUGUCCCCUGCCUGUGAGUUGGACAAAUGUAUGGCAAUAGAAACCCAGGAACCAUCCAGGCCCAAGGAGCACUGACCCUUCUGGAGCUGCUCCUCAGUCAUAUACCUUUGGUCCUGCUGGGGCAGAAUGCUGUGGAGAUCCUCACAUGAGAAAAGGGGGAAACUGAGGCAAGCAGGCUUCUCCGUGGGCUGCUGGGAUGUGUUAGAGGUAGCCUUCAAUCCUGGCAGGUCCUUGGCAGUGGGUUUGGUAACAGGUGUGCCACUGCUGAUGUCACCAGAGGAGGUAUGGAACCCUGGGUGAUGUAGAUCUCAUGGAUCCCCCACCAGUAGGUUGGAGACCCCCAGAUUGAAAAGCAGCCCUUAGGCAGCUCCUGGUCCUCCACAGCCCACCCGUUGCCAGCCGCCCCCAAUUUCAGCAGGCCCAUGGGGAAGGACUAUCCAAGCUCCCGUGCAGGGCAUGCCCCAGCACUGGUGUGCGGGAAAGGGAAGGUGUGCGUGUAUCUGGGGAGGAAUGAAUGGCACUACUUGAAAGUGCAUCUCCCGACAAGACUAUUCUGUUUAUCGAAGCUGAGCACAAAUUGUUGAACGUUGCUUUGCCUGCUCUCCACAAAAAGCCUUUGUGAGGAGCCCCUGGGUCCAGCCCUCCAGCACCACCCAUCCUAGUGGGGCUUCAGACUGUGGGGCGACCCCAAGUUAGCUCUCAGUCUUCCACCUCCCCAGCUGCACAUGCAGGGACAUGGGGACCUGCUCCCUGCCACCCCAGAGCUUCCAGAUGAAAGCUUUGGGGGGAUGUUGGGGAUGGUCCUUUUAACUGCAGAAGACAGUAUAGAGUAUCCCACCACCACUGUGAGUCUAUGGGGAGAGGGAACCACUUGCAACUUCUUGGGGAAAGACCUGCACACACAUGUGCACAGGUACACACAUGUGUGAGGGCCUGAUCCUGCUGCUGAAAUCUCCCCUAGGUGCAGGUUUUGUUGCCUGGAGCAGGACCUAAACCUCAGGAAGGUUAAGGGAAGAAUUUCAGGUGAACUCCUGGUAUACUUUGGACCUGUCCCUCAUGCCUUCUACCUGGAAGAGACAGACUGCAAAAGCCAGGCUGUGCUUCACUCAGGCGAAAUAAAGGCUGAUGUAAAAUUCUUAUUGAUUUUGGUGGGACUCCCCUCGUUUCUUCCACAAAGUAUGGAAACAAAAUCCACGAGGCUUCUGAUUUAAAUGCAAACAGGGAGAAAACAUGGCAUAGGAGUACAGGCAUUUCUGUUCUUCCCCCUAGCCUAGUGCCAGUCCCAGCGGGCAACAUCCAUUGCUUGGUGGCUCCUGUCAGUGCUGAGGACUGAGGUCCCCCAAAAACUAAACUCAGCCUCCCGCUGGAAGGCAUUUUCCUGCUCCCUUGCACUUUCCCAGCCCGACUACUUGUGUUGGCAGGGCACCUCAGACGUUUAUCUGAUAAUUGAGUUAUUAAAAGAUUUGGUUUCCUCGGGAUCAUAAAUCAAUAAACAGGAGGAUUAACACGGCAGCUUUGCUUUUUAACUCAAGGGAAAAGUUUGAGGAGAGACCGUGAAAAGUUUGUUUUCAAACCAAACAGGUGGGUUGCUGUAAAUUUUAUUUCAUUCUUAGUCUCGCUUUUUUUUAAUAACAAUUCUCUAUUUUCCGUUGGAAAGAUCUUUGAUUUUGUAUGCUCCCUGACUUCCCCCCCCCUCCCCCCGGUUGUUAUUCACACAAGGUGUGACGGAAACAAGAAGCCAAUUUUAUGGGAAUCCUUUUACAACCCGAUGAUUUCUUUAAAAUCGGGUAGUGUCUUGUCCCACCUAAUAGAAAUUCUCUGUGAGAAGCUGUUUCAAGUCCCUUCGCAUCCCAGACCAACCUCCCCCAAAACCCCCCAAAUUUGCAUUUGGGGCUGGGUGGGAGGGAGGGGGGGGAGGAUGGUUUUAAGACCUUGAGCUGUGCCCAAAGGGCUUAUUCCCUUCCCCUCCUCAUCUCCUUCGGACCGGUUUAUCACGCAGACCUAUUCGGUUCUGUUUUAAUACGUUUCUCGGAGAAUUUGGUGCUCGUUUCAGCUGCCGUUAAGAUCGAUCCGGCCAACCCCCGCCUCCCCCCCACCUCCCCUCCGGCUUCCCUGUGUGAGAGAGACCGCAGGCUUUUUACAAAUAGUAUAUUUUCUUAUACAAAGGGAAAAAAAGUGAAAAGAAAGUAUCCCCAAACACAUGGCAAACGCCUGAACAUUUCGAGAGAGACGAAACAUUGUGUGCCAGCGAGAAAUAAAGGAAAAAAAAAACAAACCACAACACACAAAACCCCAAACAAAUGCAAAACUCUGAAAAAGCGAAUGAGAAACUGGAAAGAUGAAAGAAAAAAUAAAUAAAAAGAUCUCCUUUUAUGCCCCAAACGAUCCCUUUCACCUCCUCUUCUUGAAAAAUCUGACCAUGCAGUGAGAAAUAUCAGUUUAUCGACUCUUCCUGAGAAGAAAUGCGGAGAGGCAUUCAGUAUUGAGUUUGUAUAUAUUUAUUUAUGCUUAAUUUAACGGGAAUGUGUAAAUAUGGCGAGCAAGUAGUUUUUGGGUUAUUUAUCUGUGAAUCUAUACCUCUGUGAAUGGGUGGGGGAAUUAAAAAAAGAAAAAAACCACAAAAAGUAAAAAAAGAAAAAAACAAACAAAAAAGAAAAAAACAAAACCAACAAAAAAAAUCCCGCUUGACUAGAUAGUAUCCUAUCUGAAUCUUUUCUGUUCUUUAUAGACAAGCUGUUAUGGUAAUGGGUAGAAAUUGGUUUCUUGUCCAGUGAUGACCUGAUUUACAUAAAUAAUAAGAAUAAAAAAAAAAGAGAUUGUUGUGUUUUGUUGUAUUUUCCUCUUCAGUUUUUUUGAAUGUUGGUGCUGCUUCGAUUCUGCAGACGGAUUUACUUAUAACGCCAAGAAGUCUUUAUUUUCCCAAUCUAGGCUUUGGGGAAAUUCAGGACAUGUCUCUACAUUAAA